CGAUGUUGUGCAAGCGGUAGUCAUAAUAUUGAUAUCAACAGUAAGCACAGCACUGCAGGAGCUGCUGUGGAAAAUCACUACCGUCCCAGACCCACUACACCUGCAAAGGUGUGUAGGAAGGCAUACCCCUGCCUGCUUGUCUUUAGACCUGACCAUCUUCAGUGGGAAGUCUUCUUGUCUCUGGGUGUGGGCCAGGAGCAGCAUCUGUGUUCAAAGUCUUCAUUAGUUGUCAGGUUCUUGAGUGAGACCUCUCUGGGGAAAAAAGCAUGUUUUCAAAAUGGGUUAACUUUGGUUAUGAUCCCACGUUAAUGAUAAUUAUUAAUGACUUGAUCAUCCUGAUGGUGGUUUUGAUGAUUUGAUGUGCUUUCCAGGCAAUGUAAACUACAUUCUAUACUCUUCAGACAUACUUGGAUUUCAAGCGUCUGAAAAGUGCUGGGAAUAAAAAGGAAACCAACUCUCUUUGCGUAGCUGAACUGGUUGAGGUGAGCUGAGCCAAAAAUACUCUUAAGUGAGGGCUGGCACCCUGAGCUGCCUAGUGGAAGCAAGGGAGAGCUUGCAGAGAUCUGGUGAGUACAGACACUUGGAGCAGAGCCUGCACCACUGCUACCUGCAGUUCACUGUGUGGCACUGGAGAGCCUCAGUAGUGCACCUGAACACGUACAAGUGUUUCAGCAUGAGAUACACCAGAAGAGCGUGGAAGUGGCAUAGGUGUCAUGCCUUGGGGAGGGGAUGAUGGUAUAGGCGAAAGUCUUAUCUCUGCAUAGUUAGACUUACUGCUGUGACCUAGGUAAGAUUUUCAGACAGGCACAGUGGUGUAUCUGUCUGUCCUUGUUGCUGCUAUAGGCAGCACUAUCACUACUAUCAUCUCUUUCCCACGGUAAUGAAGAGUAGCAAAGGGUAGGAAACUUUACCUCAAGCACAGAGCAUCUUUGCUGUAGCCAUAAGGGAGACACUGCUGCAGGCCUGCAGAAAUAUGACUGGUUAAAUAAUAACUGUUUUUUAAAAGAAACAUUGAUUUAAGAAAGCCUUGAGAUCAGGAGUCAAGGACACUUGAUGUGGGAGUGACCUGAAGAGAAAGAGAGGAUGGAGAAGAGUUGGCAGAAUGAGGCCUUCAUGUAAGAAAUAGAGGAGCUCUUGUACGUUCAUGAUUGUAAAUUCUUUGUGAUUAUUUUCUGCAUGUGCUAGAGAAUCUUUUGCUUUGGUAUAGAUCAGAAAUAUGGUGUCCCUGCUCCUCUGUCCUGACACUGUAGGGAUUAAUGAAGGUGAGCAGUGGGUGGUCUUGAGUGUUUUCAAUGAUGUACUACUCCAGUAUCCAUCAGUGAAGUAUUUAACUGUUUCUGUACCCAUUUUUCUUCAGUUUCUGUACCAUUAUUAGUUUUUCAAGGUGUUUUAAAAUAAUAUUUUAUUUCUAUUUACUUUUGUAAUGGGAAGUCUGAGCUGAUCCUGGAUGCUGUGGCAUUUCUGUACUACAGAAAUGAGCUCUGUGGCGACAGACAAGGUUUCAGGAAAACUGAGCUCUACCCUCUCAUGGGUGAAGAACACUGUAUCGCACACAGUCAGUCAAAUGGCCAGUCAGGUGGCAAGUCCAUCUGCCUCCUUACACACUACAUCCUCCUCUACCACGCUGUCUACACCUGCCUUAUCACCAUCCUCACCAACACAGCUGAGUCCGGACGACUUAGAAUUACUUGCUAAACUUGAGGAACAGAACAGACUCUUGGAAACAGAUAGCAAAUCCCUGCGAUCAGUAAAUGGGUCAAGAAGAAACAGUGGAUCUUCUCUUGUAUCUAGUUCAUCAGCUUCUAGCAAUCUCAGCCAUCUUGAGGAAGACUCGUGGAUUCUGUGGGGGAGGAUUGUGAAUGAGUGGGAAGAUGUACGGAAAAAGAAAGAAAAGCAAGUUAAGGAGCUUGUUCGAAAAGGGAUACCUCAUCAUUUCAGAGCAAUUGUUUGGCAGCUUCUGUGCAGUGCUCAAAGCAUGCCAAUUAAGGAUCAGUAUUCAGAGCUUUUAAAAAUGACAUCUCCUUGUGAGAAAUUAAUAAGAAGGGACAUUGCUAGAACUUACCCUGAACAUGAUUUUUUUAAAGAAAAAGACAGCCUUGGGCAGGAGGUCUUGUUCAAUGUAAUGAAGGCUUAUUCGUUGGUGGAUCGUGAGGUUGGGUACUGUCAAGGAAGUGCUUUUAUAGUUGGAUUACUGCUUAUGCAGAUGCCAGAAGAAGAGGCAUUCUGUGUGUUUGUUAAAUUAAUGCAAGAUUACAGACUACGAGAACUCUUUAAACCAAGCAUGGCUGAACUGGGCCUUUGUAUGUACCAGUUUGAAUGCAUGAUACAGGAGCAUCUUCCAGAACUUUAUGUGCACUUUCAGUCUCAGAGUUUCCACACGUCUAUGUAUGCAUCAUCAUGGUUUUUAACUAUUUUCCUUACAACUUUUCCACUACCAAUUGCAACGAGAAUAUUUGAUAUUUUUAUGUCUGAGGGUUUAGAGAUAGUAUUUCGAGUAGGUUUAGCACUACUACAGAUGAACCAAGCAGAAUUACUGCAACUUGACAUGGAAGGAAUGUUACAGCACUUUCAAAAGGUCAUUCCACAUCAGUUUGACAGUGGUCCAGAAAGAUUAAUCCAAGCAUCUUACCAAGUCAAAUACAAUGCAAAAAAGAUGAAAAAGUUAGAAAAGGAAUAUACUACAAUAAAGACGAAAGAAAUGGAAGAACAAGUUGAAAUUAAGAGGUUACGGACUGAAAACAGACUCCUGAAACAGCGCAUUGAAACGUUAGAAAAAGAAAGUGCUUCCUUGGCAGAUAGAUUGAUACAGGGACAAGUGACAAGGGCCCAGGAGGCUGAGGAAAACUACCUCAUAAAACGGGAGCUGGCCACCAUCAAACAGCAGAGUGAUGAGGCCAUUACUAAACUGGAGCAAGCUGAGAAUACCAUCAGGGAGCUCCAACAGCAGCAGCAAUGGCAUAAAUGCAGUUCACGAUACAGUGAAGACUUUGUGCUACAGCUGGAAAAAGAGCUGGUCCAAGCCAGGCUGAGUGAAGCAGAAUCCCAUUGUGCCCUGAAGGAGAUGCAAGAUAAAGUUCUAGAGAUGGAAAAGAGGAACAGCGCUCUCCCUGAUGAGGAAAAUGUUGCUAGACUACAAGAAGAACUGAUUGCAGUAAAAUUAAGAGAAGCAGAAGCUCUAAUGGGUCUCAAAGAACUGAGGCAGCAAGUCAAAGAUUUGGAGGAACACUGGCAGCGUCAUCUAGCUCGUACCACUGGAAGAUGGAAGGAUCCUCCCAGGAAAAACACGGUGAAUGAGCUACAGGAUGAGCUGAUGACUGUCCGGUUGAGAGAAGCAGAAACUCAGGCUGAACUGAAGGAAACCAAACAAAGGAUGAUGGAGAUGGAAACACAGAAUCAGAUCAAUAGUAACCAUUUACGAAGGGCAGAGCAAGAAGUUGCCAACCUACAGGGGAAGGUACAGUAUCUUUCUGCACAGAACAAAGGACUUCUUGCUCAGUUGAAUGAAGAAAAACGUAGACAAGCAGAGAUUGAAUGCAAGAGCAAAGAAGAAGUGAUGGCAGUACGGCUUCGUGAGGCAGACCGCAUUGCAGCUGUGGCUGAACUCCAACAGCAUAUUGCUGAAUUAGAAAUCCAGAAAGAAGAAGGAAAAAUUCAAGGACAACUAAAUAAAUCUGAUUCUAACCAGUACAUCAGAGAGCUGAAAGAUCAGAUAGCUGAACUAAAUCAUGAGAUCAAAUGUCUAAAAGGCCAGAGAAACUUCUCAGACCAACCCACUUUUGAUGGGAUUCACAUUGUCAACCAUUUCACAGGAGAUGACGAAUCAUUUCAUUCUUCUGAUGAAGAUUUUAUAACUAACUCCAUACAGGAGAGUGGGGUGAACUUUCAUCUACACAGUAGGACUGGUCAGAUGGACUUGGAUCACACAGUUGUAGAUAGCAGUGACAGUGAUACUGAGGAAAGUGCUCUUCAUACUGGGAACUCAGACAAGAUGGUGUCCAAGCAAAGAAGAAGGGAAUCUUACUCCACUACUGUGUGAUUAUCAUUGUGACUAGCAUUGAAGACUUUCAUAUUCCUUUAAGGGUGAAACUGUCAGAUAACUGAAUCUAUCCAGCAAUUGGUUGCAGUUACUAUUAGAUCUGUUUUGGCCUGUGAUAAACACACACAUGUACUGUCUCUCUGCCUUCUCUCUUUGCCAAAUCUUGCUAAUGACAUACCGUUGCCAUAAAGCAGGCUGGGAAGAAGUUGAUGGGUGACAGUUCUGACAGUAUUACUGAAUGUUCCUUGGUUUAGAAACUGCAAAUGUAUAAUUUCUUUAAAGCAUAAGAACCAUUUUUGUUGUUCACAAACAUGAAUUAUUUUCCUUAAAAGAAAUUGCUCUUGUGCAAUAUUUUAUGCUCUGAACAAAUGUGUCUUGUUUAUGUUGUUAUCCAUUUGUGAUCAAGAUGGACCCUAGUAAACCAUCUGAUCAUGAUACUCAUAUAUAUAUAUAUAUAUAUAAUUAUCUUAUUCUUCUCAAUUACUUUUGGUUUUACUAAAGUUAUUGGAUGCCCACAGAAGGCUUGAAAGAGGAGCCUUUAUUUGUACUACUUCAUAUAUGCAAAUAAUGGUCACUAAUGUCAUAAAGGUGUUUUUCACCGUU
Colius striatus (speckled mousebird) is the source of this 4639-nucleotide messenger RNA. It is a transcript of the gene EVI5, whose product is annotated as ecotropic viral integration site 5. NCBI's taxonomy places the organism in Eukaryota, Metazoa, Chordata, Aves, Coliiformes, Coliidae. Bases 1448 to 4036 code for a protein of 862 amino acids. The transcript is spliced from 20 exons. The record is from RefSeq and is a predicted model, not a curated record.